GUGAGUGGUGGCCGUGAAUAAGAUUGUCGUCUCCACUCCACUUUGGGCGCGGCCACUCUGGUUUCGCGACUUUGAGCGGGAAAACCCUAGUCGGCAGCGGCAUUUUCCGCGACCGACCGGGCGCUGGCGGGGGCGGGGCGGGGAUUGCUCCGGCCUCCGGCUAGGCUAUUCCAGCCGAUCAGCCGUCGCGGCGGCCACCCCAUACCGUGGCGCAGAGCAUCGGUCGAUCCAGCUCCGGAAGGCGCGGUUCCGGGCUCCGGUAAUCGCUGCGGCGAGCAGCGGCGUGUUGGCAGCACCGGGAAUCCGGCUCCGUUGCCAGCACAUUGCCUAUUAGUUUUCGGAAAUGAAGCGGUACUACCAGCCUGUGCCCAAAAGGAAUCGUGAAAGUGUUGGGGGCAUUAUUCCAGAACCUCGGAUAAAGUUUACCCCAGGAAUUGGGGACGAAGUUGGUGCAACAACGGGCGCCAUCAAUAGGGCAAGGCAUCACCACAAAGGUUUUAACAGUCAAAGGCGAAGUGUGUCGCCUGCACUCGCUUCUGAUUGUUCGGAGAGUGGAAACCCUUUUGGAGUCUGUUUGCGUACUUCUUUGGACUGUGCAAGAUAUCUCUUAAGGCAAGGUAUACCCUUUUAUCACCUCGAUCCAUCUUACACAUGGGACAAGGGUCAUUUUCUGGAGAUGGUAGAUUGGUACAAAGGCUUCGAUGAGAAGGUGAGGCGUGCGUUUGAUGAGAUGGAUCCUGAUCGUCGCAGUGAAUUGGCUUCUCGAGGGUUUCAGAAGGACCUUGUAAAAGCCUGUGCAGAAGAGGUCAUCCAGGUGAUUCUGGAAGACAUUGGAGAUAGUCGUUUCUCCUUACUUAUCGAUGAUACUCAUGACAUUACAAGCAAAGAGCAUAUGGGCAUAAUUUUGAGGUUAGUUGCUGCUUUUACCUUUACAUUUAUAGCUUUUUCUAUAUGCUAUUCUGUUGCUAUGUGCUAUUUGAACUCAGUAUAAUUUCUGUCAUCCGGAUUUGUGGAUAUGCGAGGGAAGGUCAUAGAAAGAUUUCUCGGUCUUGAGAGGGUCAAAGAUACUACACCAACCACAAUCAAGGGGAAUUUGGUUGGUUUUCUUGCUCGGCAUGGUUUAUCCAUUUCCAGGAUACGAGGGCAGGGCUAUCAUGGACAAUCAAACAUGAGAGGAGAGUUUAAUAACGUGCAGAGACAGAUACGGGAUGAAUAUCCAUAUGCUUCCUAUGUCCAUUGCUUUGCUUGCCAGCUGGAACAGAUUCUUGUUUCUGUCUCAAGUUCUUCGUUAGCAAUUUCUUAUUUCUUCUACAAUGUGCCGAUAAUUGUGAAUGCCACGAAUGCACCUUGCAUGACGUAGGAUGCUGAAAAGUGUCGCCAAGGAACCAUGUUAUACAGUCGUCCGGCUAAUCGCGAUUAGUCGCGAUUAGUCGACCUUAUCGCUCAGCUGGCUUCGAUAAGUGAAACGACUAGCUUUUGUCAAUCAGAUGUCUGAUCGUCCGACUAAUCGUCGCCUAAUCGCGAUUAGUCGUCCGACUAGCUACUUGGACGAUCAGGCCAAAACCAAAAGAUGUCCAGCAGACCAGCACUCCAGCCCGCCGCCUGUACUGGGCUCAAUUAGGCCCAUUAGCCAUUAGGGUUAGGUUAACUAUAUAACUUGCACCACGCAAGCACCACAUAAUCCUCCGCUCGAGCGCUCCAGUCGAGCCGCCACCGCCGCCUGCGUCACGCCGCCGCGGUCGCCUGCGUCGUGCCGCCGCCGCCGCUCGCAUCACGCCGCUGCCCGACCACCUAUUUCACGCCGCCCGGGUCACGCGACCGCCAGCUCGACCACCUCCGCAUCUGGCGCAUCCCCUCCGCCGACGACGCUGACGGCGACGCCACCUCCGCCAACAACUCCGGCUCCGUCCGCUGCAACGGCGCCCCGCAGCCGGGCAUCGGGCUCCGCUGCGAGCUCAACGGCAACCGCAACAGCGACUACUGCGGCCCGCUCACCUCCUUCGACUGGAACGACGCCGACCUGCGCCGCAUCGGCACCUCCUCCAUUGACACCACCUGCACCAUCUGGGACGUCGAGUGCGAGGCCGUUGACACCCAGCUCGCCCACGACAAGGAGGCCACCUGACCGCCUGCGUCACGUCGCCUGGCCGCCGCACGCCGGCGUCUGAAGAUGAGCUCCUCCUCCGAUGAUUUUGAUGCACAGCGGCAAAGGCAGGUGCAAGUGAUAAUGCCGCCGCCGCCGCCACAGAAUGAAGCCGUGGCCAAUGAAGCAGGUGCCACAGGUUCCUCCGCUGCUGAAACUGCCUCCUCAGCUGCUCCAGAUGGUCAAUCCAUAGUAGAGAAGGCCAUAGCUGAACUGCCACCAAAUCUUGCGGAGAUGGCUAAAGAUCCUAAGAGGAAAGCAAAAUCUAGAGACCCUGGAUGGAAAUAUGGGUUCUGGCCAGAUCCUCUGAAGGAGAUGGUGCAAUGCAUAUUCUGCAAGAAGGUUGUUCCUGCUGGAAUCAAAAGGUUCAAGCAGCACCUUGCUGGGGGCUAUGGUGAUACAAUAAAAUGUCCAAAAGCACCAGAGUUGAUCUCCAAAGAGAUGAGCAUUUACCUGAAAAAGAAUGCAAGAAGUGUGAUUGUGCAAGUGGAUGAAGGUGAAGGUGAAGGUGAAGGUGAACAAGAACAAGAACAAGGUGCAGAGGAGGGUGAAGCUGUUGACCAAGUAGCAGUACCAAGUUCUGGGACAAGGCUUAAGCAAGCAAAGGCAGCAAAGCUGAAAGUUUCUCAAGCUGCAAUCACUUCUUUUAUGGUUUCUGGUCUAGUAAAACCACAAACACAAAAGUACUCCAAGUCAAUAAGUUCAAUGCUUUGCGAUACACCAGAGGAAGUAGUAGCAAAAAGGCAUAAAUAUGGUACUUCACAACCUACUCUUGAGCACUGCACAAAGAAAUCUAAGGAGGCCAAAGAAAUUGUUGAUGAUCAUGUCGCUGAUUUCUUUUAUGAGAAUGCCAUAGCUUUCAAUGUCAUCAAUUCAAGAAGCUUUGAGAUUAUGGUUGAGUCCAUUGGGCAAUAUGGUCCUGGGUAUCGUGCACCAACAUUUCGUGAAAUUAGGGAGGAGCUGCUUGAAAGGGCUGUGCAGCGAACAAUGGAAUUGAGGAAGAAGCAUGAGGAGGCUUGGAAGGAAUAUGGUUGCACGAUCAUGUCCGAUGGUUGGACUGACACAAGCCGGCGUCAUCUCAUCAACUUUCUUGCCAACAGCCCAGCAGGGACCUUCUUCCUAGGCUCAGUGGACGCUUCAAGUGAAGUAGCCGAUGCACAAAUGUUAGCAGAUUUAUUGGAAAAGCAAAUUGAUAAGGUUGGAAAGGAAUAUGUUGUGCAGAUAGUCACAGACAAUGGAGCCAAUUUCAAGGCAGCGGGAAGGAUUCUAAUGGAGAGGAUCCCUCAUUUGUUUUGGACACCUUGUGCAGCACAUUGCUUGAAUUUGAUGAUGCAUGACAUUGGGCAGAUAAAGGAAUUCAACACAACUAUCAAUAUGGCAAAGAAAUUGUCUAGAUUUCUGUACAAGCAUGGAAGGCUUCUUGAGUUUAUGAGAAAGAAAAUAGAUGGAGAUCUUGUCAGACCUGCUGUGACUCGCUUUGCUACAUCAUAUCUCACUUUGGCAAGUAUGUUUCAAAAGAGAAAAGGUUUGAAGGCUUUGUUUGUUAGUCCCCAAUAGAGUAGCAGCGCCUGGUCCAAAUCUGCUGAAGGACAGCAAUGUGAGAGAAUUGUCCUUUCAGCACCAUUUUGGACAAAAGUGCAAAAUUGCCUAAAAGCUUCACAGCCCCUUCUCAUUGCUCUAAGGAUAGCAGAUGGAGAUGAGACACCAGCAGCCCCUGAGAUUAUGGCAGCAAUGGAAGUGGCAAAGAGCACAAUCAAGGAGGACUUGGAAGCCAAUAACACUUUACUUAAACAAGUAAUGGACUGCUAUGACAGGAGGUGGGAAAACCAAAUGGAGCAAAAGUUGUAUGGUGCAGCCCUAUUCUUGAAUCCAGGCAAGUUCUUUGCCAUAAGGGAUAAGGACAGGAGGCAAGCUACAAGGCUAAGGUUCAUGUUCAAUGAUGUUUUUUGGAAGAUGGUGUCGGAUGAUGAUGAACAGUGCAAGAUUAGUAAGCAAGCUGAUGAUUAUGAGAGGUCUGAAGGUGAUUGCUUCUCAAAGCCAAUGGCAAUAAGAGAGAGAGAUAACAAGAAUCCUAUUUUGUGGUGGGGAUCAUAUGGUGGCCUAGCAUAUGAGCUCCAAAGUUUAGCAAAAAGAAUUGUGAGCCUUUGUUGUUCUGCUUCUGGAUGUGAACGUAAUUGGAGCACAUUUUCUCAUGUCCAUACCAAAAAGAGGAACAGAUUAGAGCACAAAAGGUUGAGCAAGCUGGUGUAUGUUAGCUACAAUCGGAAGAUGUCAAAUAGAUUUCAAAAAAUUAGAGAACUUGGCUCCAAAGCAAAGAAAUCCAACCCUCUGAUUCUUGAAGAAUUUAAUUGGGAGAGUGAAUGGGUUGAUGUAAAUUCUGAUCCAGUUCACACAGGAGCAGCAGCAGAUGGGGAUGGCAACGUGCUGACUUGGGGGCAGAUGGAUGAAGCUAUUGGUGCAACUGAAGGUCUCCAGGGCCGUGGCCUGAAAAGGGCGGCUGCUGCUCGUUCUGCUGCUGCUGUUAGCCACACUUAUGCUAGGAAGAAGCGUCCAAGGAGGGCAAAUGCUACUCAGGAUAUUGCUGAACUGAAUGACAGUGAUCAGGAGAUGAUGGAGGUAGAUGCACCAGGUGACCAGCAUGGUGUAUCAGAUUCAGAAUAUACAAUGGAGGAUGGUGAAGAUUCCGGAGGACCACCUGAUGGAGAACAAGAAUUUCUAUUGAAUGAAGCAUUGCUUGAUUAGAUGCAUGGCUGGGUUGUCUUCUUUUGAAGUUUGCUGCUUUGUUGAAUUGUUGUGUGCUGAUGUGUUGUUCAGCUGAAGUGUUCAGCUUAUUAUCAACUUAUCAUUUGAACCUAUUUAUGUACUGAAUGUCUGAACACUGAACCUAUUUAGCUGUCUAAUUGUCUAUGUAAUAUGUAUGCUUUGCUGGUUGCCUGCUGCCCUGGUUUAGUUGUGUUCUUUUUAAAUUUUGAAUUACUUGC
This is a messenger RNA of Panicum virgatum (switchgrass), 5124 nucleotides long. RefSeq lists its product as uncharacterized. Gene Ontology annotation, molecular function: protein dimerization activity. The record is from RefSeq and is a predicted model, not a curated record. The coding region runs from base 3866 to 4885 and encodes 339 amino acids. NCBI's taxonomy places the organism in Eukaryota, Viridiplantae, Streptophyta, Magnoliopsida, Poales, Poaceae. The transcript is spliced from 5 exons.